AUGGCGUGUAUUAAAGCACCGAGAUCUGUCUGUGGAUCGAGCGACGACAUCAAGGCUGAUUCGACCCGCAAUGUUAUACAGAUCUACGCAGAUUGGGCGAAUUAUUACCUCGAGAGAAGUGGUUGCAAAAGAAGAGUGACGGAUCUACAAUCGGACCUCUGCGACGGUGUUCUUCUUGCUGACCUCGUCGAGGCAGUCACCAACCAGAAGGUGAUUGACGUCAAUAGAAAGCCGAGGAACGCUCAACAAAUGGUCGAGAACGUGAGCCUCUGCAUCGGAGCCCUCCGAGCUCUCGGGGCCGACGUCGGUUCCGUGAAUCCUGGCGAAUUGGCAGCAGGAUCAACACUCUGGCCAGUCCUCGCCCUUCUUUUCGCCCUCUCGCGAUACAAACAGAGGGCUAAACAACUACAAGACAUGCCUAGAUUACCGUCUCCGUACAAUAAGCAGGCGGUUGUUGGCGGUGCAGGGUGCGGUCCUGGCGGUGGAUCGACAAGUAUACCUUUGCCUGCCACCGUAGCUGCCACCAGGAGGUGUCCUCCAGACAAGGUUCGACCGGCUCCAACGCCAACGCAUCAGUCACAGCUUGUUGGUUUGAAACACGGAAACGGUGGUAUAGGCAGUGCAAGCAGUUCCAGGAGCACGAGUCCAAGUCAGCAACAGUCGCCUCAAAGUGGACUAUCCUUCAUUCCUCAGCCCAGAAGUCAACACCCACCCAGUAGGCAAACCACAACUACCACCCCAAGCCCUCGAGCAUCGACGGUGGGUAAACCUAACGGCCCGAGGAACGCUCAACCUUCUCCAUACACUACCGCCGGAGCGCCGAUCCAGCAGAAUAAGAACUCUGUUCUGGACAAAUUCAAGCUCUUCAAUAACAAGGAGAAAAAUCAAGAACGCGGCAAAGCUUCAUCCGGCGUGUCCAAACGUACCUCCAGUUCCUCCGGCUUUUCCUCCGCGAGAUCGGAACACUCCGACAGCUCAACGUCCUUGUGCGAUCAGAGCAAGGUGCAAUUAGAGUCGCCCAAAAGCCGCGCUCUAAAGUCGAAGCUACAAUCCACCAAGUCGGCGAAACAGGCGAGCCCGAAGACCACGCGUAAAGAGCAAAACAAGGCGCAAAGUAAGAUCGCGCGAACGAAAGGUACGUGUGACAAGUUGGCCGGUUACAAUUCACCGUUGGACGAUGUCAAAUCGAUUGGGAAACUCGGGGGAAUGGGAACGAAACUGGUCGCGGACAAAAAGUCCUCCAAUUUACAAGAUUUGUUGAAGCAACAACAGGCCAGCCAGUUGCAGAAACCGAACCCUUCGAUGUUGAUGUCCCCUAAGCAAAUAUCUUCGCAAGACAUUAAGAACUUCGGUAGCUUGAAGAAUGAACCGUCGAAGCAGUCGGCUAGACCGAAGAUGGAGCUACCAGGCAAGAUACCCGACGCGAAGAUUCAGCUGCAGAAUAUGAAAGUUCCGCCGAACGGGCUAAACAAAGAGUUGGUGCAAAGGGGAUUAUUGAGCAACACAAACGGAAUGAUGAAGCAACCUGAUCAGGACGAGAUCGUUAUCAUCGACGAAAAUAGUUCGACGAUCAAUCAUACGUUGUGCAUGAAUCAGGCGAAUCUGUCUAUCCAGAAGCCGACGAUGGAGAAGCAGAAAGAUAUCGUAGAGAGUAUAGCAGCGUCGAUUGAUCAACCGGAAACCGUGGUGGAGAACGUUAAUAGCCCAUCCAAGCAGCAGAACACGGGUUUAUCUGUGAAAGCUAAAGUUCCGAAUGAAGUGCACGAGAUAGAACAGACAAAUGGAAAGCAAACACCGCCACCUUCUCCUCGUUGCAGUUCAGAAACAAUGACGGACACAAAAAUGACAAAUAUCGAAGAGGGACCGAUAGGUCUCGCGACAACUUAUGUAAAUACUGUAAAUCCUCCUCAGGGACAAGUUUCGAACGCCCCGAAUUUCGGGGUGAAUAAGCAGCUUCCGGUGCUGGGUAGUCCACUGCAAGGCUCAACUUUGAGUGCUUCCGGAAGUCCAGGUUCCAGCAUUCCAAAACCGACGGCUUUGGUGAAAGGCACCUCGAAACCGCCAAAGGAAAACAACAUGCCGGGCGCACCGACGCCAACGAAAUUGAAGGCGGACGCUUUGCAUCGUAAGCUUGAUCCGAACACGGUCGCAAUGGUGUCACCGAUGCCAAGUAUCUCAGAUCUAAUGUCCGAGAGCUCGCAUAGUAAUUCGAACAGCACUGGCCAGAGCAAUUCCAGCGACAGUAGCGUUAUUUAUAGACCAAGCAGCGAGAGCGGCAGCGAGAUCAAAACUAUACCUAAUAGAAAAAUUGACACGACCUUCGAACAGAUGGACAAGGUCUUAUCUGAAAAUUCAACGUGCGGAGGGGGCUCUAUGGCUGACGACGAAGCCGAGAUGACAGUGAAGCCGAUGCAGCCUCUACUUCGCGGCUACACACCGGGUGCAAGAGCCCUUCAGACCUUGCCGAGUAGAACAACCGCGCGACAGUAUACGAUUCUUCAUUCUUCUUCUCAUCAUCAUGUCGGUCACGAUUACGCGGAUAUCGACGUCGCCUCCGGUUAUCUCAGCGACGGAGAGGUUCUUCGUAGUGGUAUGACCGUCGGAAACAGAACUUUAUCCGACUUGUGCGACGGUUAUAUGUCCGAGGGCGGUGCUUCGUUGUACGCGCGUAGAAUCAAUCCGUCUUACAACCAUGAUCACGAGAGAUACGUGGGUAGUUCGAGGCGAGAGUUGUCGGGGGUGAAAGAACUGGUGACCUCGAGGAGGGUGCAGAAGAGGCCCUCGGCAAACGUUAUAAGGUCGGAUGGAGGUUGCAUUGGGGGCAGUCCAGGAAGCGGCGGCGUCAUCGCGGGCGGCUUGCUAGGCGGCUGUAGCGGCGGCAACGACGCCUUAGCGGAGCUAACCAUCGAGGACCUGGCAUCUAUUCCCGCCGGAAAUCACACCUCCGCCAAUCACACGGGCCAUUCCUCUCAUCACAAGAGGGUGCCGGGUGGUGGAGGCGUGAUUGUGGGGGGUGGCAGUAGUUCGGCCACCCCCCAAGGUGCACAACAGGGCAGCAACCUGGUAUACCGCGUAGUGAGCUCCAGACAUCCUGGCGGCGGUCAUCACUCGCAUGUAAAGAAAUCGGACAGUUCCCAGCAAACGGAGAACUCGGCGUUCAAACACCAGCAACAACAGCCAGGUUCGAACAGCUCGACAAACAGCUCGACGAGCAGCAGUUCAAACAGUCAGCAAUGGAGAAAGUACAUCGAGGCUGGGGCUGCAAGGGAUCGGGAGAGAGACAAGGAGGGCGCACCCCCGAGUCCUAGUCCCUCCAGGCGAUCCCAGGAUAAGCAUCGGAAACAGGCCAUGGCUGAAUAUGCGAACGGCGAGAAACCACAGAAAGUCUCAUCAGGAACGUCGACCAGCGGCAGCAACAAAGUCAGAGGUGUGCCCCAGAGUUUCGGAUACGUUAAACGACACAGCGCCGGUACCAGCCCCAGCCCUAACGGAGUUCAAAACGGUGGCAAGGAUUCUACGAGAACAGCUCAAGUCAGCGCAGUCCCGAGAACGAAAGUUAAAGUGUCUGGUGGUACGCAAACAUGCACCACCGAGCUUCAAGCAAACUCCUCCGCAUUGAAUCAAGGACAUCACUAUAAGAGCUACAGCCUCACGGGUCCGAGUGCCAGUCAACUUUCACAAUCGGUACGAGAUCGCCUUAUGCUCGGAUCGCAAAGUUUACCGAAGCCUGGUAGCCCAGAAUUCACGGCGCUGUUCGCGUCUGCACAUCAUCGCGAAAGAGGAUCCGGCGCAGGACCAACAACCACUUCUUUCUCCCCGAGAGUGCUUAAGCCAUCCGAUGGAAGUCUUAGCGACACGUGCAGCAAUUAUGCACCACCUGACCUUCAAGGAUAUUAUAGUACCAAUAGUCCGUACACCACGUCUUGGAUGAGACAUAGCAAUACAUACACGCCAAGUGGACGUUCUCAAGGAAUGGGGCUGUGCGAGGCUGAUAGUGUAGAAUCGUUAGGGUCACAUCGGGCAAGCCUGACUCACGCUCGUUUGUUGAUACAUCAAAGGGACUCUACGGGAUCUCCAGCCCCGCCAAGACUGAAUAGAAGCAAUUCCAUUAGAUCCACGAAAAGCGAAAAAAUGUAUCCGUCGAUGUUAGCUAGAGGAAGUGGAGCUUCAUCCUCCGUCGGUGAAGAAGUUGGGGUCGGAAUAGGAAUGAGCGUAGGCGUUGAGCCAUAUUACAGUGUUCCUGUAGGAUCUACCGGGUGUACGGGACAACACUGGUCUCAACCGACGUCUCCGACGCCCACGCAUACUUCUCGGCAACCGCCUAAUCUUUAUCAGCACGUGCAUAAAGAUGACGAUAUCCACGGUUCCUCUGUGUCUUUGGUAUCGACAGCGAGCAGUCUGUACAGUUCAGCCGAGGAGAAACAGGCGCACGAGCUGAGGAAAUUGCGACGAGAACUUGUCGACGCUCAAGAGAAGGUCCAUUCGUUGACUAGUCAGCUAUCGACAAAUGCUCACGUGGUGUCGGCUUUCGAACAAUCUUUGUCCAACAUGACACAACGACUACAACAACUCACUGCAACAGCUGAAAAGAAAGAUUCGGAGCUUCAGGAGUUAAGGGAAACGAUCGAAAGGCUUCGAAAACAGAGCGCUGAAGCUGGCUUGAACAACGGACCAGCGGCGAACAAUGGCCGCCGUCAUACUCUCGGCGAUUCUGAUUCCGGAACAACUGGUUGCACCGGGACAAACAGCCACCAGGGUGCCUCUAUGGCAAGACAGUUGUCCGCGGACAGCGUCACGUCCUUGAAUUCCUUGAGCAGCGCUUGUUCGGCCAGCAGCCACCACAAGAAGAAAGGCUGGCUUCGUAGCUCCUUCUCGAAAGCUUUCUCGAGGUCGCGGAAGAAUAGGCACGGUUCAGUUUCCGAUGCUGAAGAUUGCAAAGAGAACACCGGCGGGGACCUGAGCGCGCCGAACAGCCCUAGAUUGCCAACUGCCUCUAAACACGAAUCUUCCCGGGGUCAAGAUACCAGAACCAACGGGCAGAAGUCGCCGGAAAUCGAGAAUCCAUUGACGGGCAGCAAGAGCAGCUCCGCUUUGUAUAAGAAAGAAGACGAGGAUGUGGUGGAAUUGAAAAAGCAACUCAGGGAAAAGGAUCUAGUACUGACGGAUAUUAGGCUUGAAGCUUUGUCCUCGGCGCAUCAACUGGAAUCGUUAAAAGACACUGUUAUUAAAAUGAGGAACGAGAUGCUGAAUUUAAAACAAAACAACGAGCGUCUGCAGAGACUGGUAACGUCAAAAUCCUUGACAUCCUCUCAGUCAUCGUUGCCCAGUGAUCCAGACAGACGCUUCAGCAUGACAGAAGUAGCUUCGACCGUUGCUGCACUGUCAAAUGGCGAUAGUAGUACAACAACUGACCAACUGGAAGAUCUGAAUGUACCAGAACAUACGGUAGUGCCGUCAGCUACCUCGACUGCCGGAGAACCAGCGUUGGAGCAAGAUACAGAUGGGAAAAGAAUUAACGUUGCUAUCUACCUAGGAAGCGAGGAAAAUUUUAAUUAUAAUCUCGUAACCGGAAACACUUCGGAUGGUAGCAUUGGUGAACCGCCUCAUUGUGUAAUCGCGAAUGUCUGUAUUAGCAAUAAAACUACAUGGAACUCCCUUGAUUCCACUGUAAGACGUUGUUUCAAGGAAUAUGUCUUAAGAGUUGAUCCCGUGACAAACUUGGGUCUGGGUAUUGAAUGCGUUGCUGCUUAUCAUCUUGGCGAGGCUUCUAGGUGCACUACGGAUUCCCAGCAUCCUGAACUACUUCCCUGCGGCUACUUGAUCGGUCACGUAAAAACUAUUUACUUAGUGCUUUCCGGUUACUCGUGGCUAGCUGUAGAUACUCUAAUACCACGAUCCAUUGUGCAACGACUGAUAUCUCUGCUAACUGAACAUCGUAGAGUGAUUCUUUGCGGGCCUAGUGGCACCGGUAAAAGCUAUUUAGCUGGAAAAUUGGCUCAUGCCCUGGUCGAUGCUGACAACGAUACAAAAGACGCCACAGCGGUAGCCACGUUCAAUGUCGAUCACAAAUCUAGUAAAGAACUCAGGCAAUAUCUCGCACACAUCGCCGAAAGAUGCGAUUCGAACGCAGCCGACGAACUACCAAGGGUAAUCAUUCUCGAAAAUUUACAACACGCUGCAUCUUUAGGGGAAUUAUUUAGUGGCCUUCUUGGUACCAAACACUCCUCUUGUCCAGCUAUUAUCGGUACCAUGAGCCAGGCCACUUGCAGCACGACGAAUCUUCAGUUACAUCACAACUUUAGGUGGGUGUUGUGCGCUAAGCACAUGGAACCAGUUAAAGGAUUCUUAGGUCGUUAUCUCAGGCGGAAGUUAUUGGAACACGAGUUACGUGAGUGUGGUGGAACCAGAAACGCAGAAAUGGCAGCAGUUGUCGAAUGGUUACCACGAGUUUGGUUACAUCUUAACAAUUUCCUAGAAACCCAUAGCAGCUCCGAUGUCACUAUAGGGCCGCGGCUAUUUCUGUCUUGUCCAAUGGAAGUAACGGGUUCUCAAGUAUGGUUUACGGACUUAUGGAACUACUCCGUAGUACCGUACCUUGUAGAAGCAGUUAGAGAAGGAUUAACACUUUAUGGCAGACGCGUAGGCGGAAAUGGAAACGGGGAUUCCUCCUGGGAAGAUCCAGCUCAAUUUAUAACUUCAAGUUAUCCAUGGAUUUCCACACAUGCGGUGCACGGUGGCAGCGAUGCUCUUCUUCGUUUACGGCCUGAGGACGUUGGCUACGACGUCGUUACAUCUGGACACACUUCCGGAGUUGGCGCUUCAAGUGUUAAAAGUCUUGGCAGUACACACAGUGACACCGAAGGAGAUCCACUACUGAAUAUGUUGAUGAGGCUGCAGGAAGCAGCCAAUUAUUCGAGUCCUCACAGCAAUGACAGUGACUCGGUUACCUCUCUUGACUCGUCGCUCACUCGACACUCCGAAGAUUUAAGUUCAUCGACAUCUUCGUCAAGGGGCGUAGAAUCAGCGCUUUAAUUCAACGGUUCUAUCAUCAUUAAUGAAGAAGCAACAGAACAUCUAAACACGAUCGUAUAUCAGGCCAGUUUGUAACACUCAGUUUAAGAAAUAACAAUUGAUGCUUAUUUAGACGUUCAAGAGUAAAUGCAUACACAAAUUUAAAAAAUCAAAAAUAAACUUUG
Molecule: messenger RNA, 7196 nt
Organism: Habropoda laboriosa
Lineage: Eukaryota; Metazoa; Arthropoda; Insecta; Hymenoptera; Apidae
Gene: sick
Product: protein sickie
Exons: 22
Coding region: 1-7032 (2343 amino acids)
Biological process (GO): nervous system development; neurogenesis
Molecular function (GO): ATP hydrolysis activity; protein binding
Source: RefSeq, a predicted model, not a curated record